This is a messenger RNA of Octodon degus (degu), 1068 nucleotides long. RefSeq names its product putative olfactory receptor 2B8. Gene Ontology annotation, molecular function: olfactory receptor activity; G protein-coupled receptor activity. The coding region runs from base 1 to 933 and encodes 310 amino acids. The record is from RefSeq and is a predicted model, not a curated record. NCBI's taxonomy places the organism in Eukaryota, Metazoa, Chordata, Mammalia, Rodentia, Octodontidae. Gene Ontology annotation, cellular component: membrane. Gene Ontology annotation, biological process: G protein-coupled receptor signaling pathway. The transcript has a single exon.
AUGAACAGGAUCAAUGCUAGCAGCCCAGCAGCCUUUGUCUUACUGGGCUUUUCUGACCAGCCUCAGCUGGAGCUCGUGCUGCUUCUGGUCAUCUCCAGCAUCUAUAUUCUAACACUGCUUGGUAACACAACCAUCAUCCUGCUUUCCUAUCUCAGCCCCAAACUCCACACACCCAUGUACUUCUUCCUCUCCAAUCUCUCCUUCCUGGACCUGUGCUUCACUACCAGCAUUGUCCCACAGAUGCUUUGGAACCUCAAGGGCCCUGAGAAGACCAUCAGCUACACUGGCUGUGUGAUCCAGCUGUAUGUGAGUUCAGGGCUGGGCUCUACCGAGUGUGUGCUGCUGAGUGUGAUGGCCUAUGACCGCUUCAAUGCCAUCUGCCGCCCCCUCCACUAUGGCGUUAUCAUGCACCCAAAGCUUCUCCAGCAUCUAGCGGCCCUGGCCUGGAUCAGCGGUUUUGUGGAGUCCACCGUGCAGACCAGCCUUGUUUUCCACUUGCAUUUCUGCAGCCAUCACAGGGUGGACGAUUUCAUGUGUGAAGUGCCUGCCCUGAUUCAAAUUGCCUGUGAGGACACAACCUUCCUGAAAAAUGAACUCUCUGUAGCAACUGUAUUGUAUGUGGUGACACCUCUGGGGCUCAUUCUGGUCUCCUACUGCUUCAUUGUUAGGAGUGUGCUGAAGAUAAAGGCCAGAGAAGGCAGGAGGAAGGCAUUUGGGACAUGUGGGUCCCACCUGAUUGUUGUUGUCUUGUUCUUUGGGACUCUAAUAUGUGUCUAUAUUCAGCCCAAGAGCAAGUACACACAGAAUGGUGAAAGAUUUCUCACCCUUUUCUAUACUAUAGUGACACCUUCCCUUAAUCCUUUGAUCUACACGUUGAGAAACAAAGAAGCUAAAUGGGCAAUUAAAAGGUUACUGGCAGGAGAACAUACUUAAACAGAAUGGUGAAAAAUCUUCCAGGGACUUGUAGGAAUUAUCUACUUAUGUUUUUCAUUUUAUUUAUGAAUAAUGUGGUUAAAUAUAAACAGAUAUCGGUGACAUAAAUAAGUGAAAUAUAAUAAUAUGAGGGAG